AUGAUAACGAUAGCCUUGGAUAUCUUCCAGCCUCCGCCGACCGCUACCCAGGCUAUGGACGUUCCACUCGAACACAUCAUCAGGAUCAUCGGACGCAGCAGCAACAGCAGCGCCGACGCCAGAAAUCUAGCAGCGAGGAGCUGGAGGCCGGACGACCGAGUGGCAGACGGGGGUGGCAACGAUUUCCAGGGUGACUAUAACGCGAUCGGUAAAAGUGAUGCUGGCAGACAUGGUACCAUGCAGGUUGCCGGUCGCACGAAGGAGGCCAUGGGGCCAGUCGGCCGUAGUCAGUAUCCGGAAACUGAGUUCUAUCCAAACAGCGAUUUAGGCGACUCGGGUUCGGUGUACCAGAGUCCG
Molecule: messenger RNA, 357 nt
Organism: Protopolystoma xenopodis
Lineage: Eukaryota; Metazoa; Platyhelminthes; Monogenea; Polystomatidea; Polystomatidae
Source: the annotation of a GenBank genome assembly